Molecule: messenger RNA, 487 nt
Organism: Dryobates pubescens (Downy woodpecker)
Lineage: Eukaryota; Metazoa; Chordata; Aves; Piciformes; Picidae
Product: vitamin K epoxide reductase complex subunit 1-like
Exons: 3
Coding region: 5-487 (160 amino acids)
Biological process (GO): vitamin K metabolic process; peptidyl-glutamic acid carboxylation
Molecular function (GO): vitamin-K-epoxide reductase (warfarin-sensitive) activity
Source: RefSeq, a predicted model, not a curated record
GACGAUGGCUGCGGCGUGGCCGGGCGCGGCGCGCGCGGCGCUGUGCGCGGUGGGCGUGGCGCUGUCGCUGUACGCGCUGCACGUGGAGCGCGCGCACGCCCGCGACCCCGCCUACCGCGCCGCGUGCGACCUGGCGCCCGCCGUCUCCUGCACGCGCGUGUUCGCCUCGCGGUGGGGCCGCGGCCUGGGGCUGGUGGAGCUGCUGCUGGGCAGGGAGAGCUUUGCCAACCUCCCCAACAGCGCCCUCGGGGUCCUCUUCUACCUGCUGCAGGGGCUGCUGGGGGCGCUGCCAGGCCGGGGGGCAGCAGCCCUGCUGCUGGGCAGCUCUGUGGCCUCGCUGCUGGCCUCGGCCUGGCUGGCAGCCAUCUUGGCCUUCGGCCUGCGGGACCUCUGCGUCGUCUGCCUCGGCAGCUACCUCCUGAACGGCCUCCUGCUGGCCCUCAACUGGCAGCGCUGGCGGCGCCUGCCGCGCCCCAAGGCCCUCUGA